AUGCACCUCACCGGCACCGGCAGGAGGAGGCGCCCCUUUUUCCCCCUCUCCCGUUCCCCCGCACACCCCGCCCGCCCGCCUCCCCACCCUCCUCUGCCCCGCCCGCGCCUCCGCCGCCCCGCCCCGCCGCGCGCGCAUGGAGCCCAGCUCGUACUCCGGCGCCGGCGGGAAGAUCCGGCGCCGCCCCUUCUCGCGCGCCUCCGCCACCCCCUACGACCGCCCCCGGCCGCCGCCGCCGCGCAGCGCCUCGCGGCCGCCGCGGCUGCCGCGGGCAGCACCGCCGCCUACCAGGGCGGCGAGGGCGGCGGCGGGUGGGUGUCCAGGCUCGUCGACCCCGCGUCGCGCCUCAUCGCGGGCGGCGCCUCGCGGCUCUUCUCCACGGUGUUCCGCAAGCGCCUCGCCCCCGCGCCCGCGCCCGCUCCGGCUCCCGCUGCGCUCGAGCCCCCCGCGUCCGCGACUCCCGGUGAGCAUAGGCUUCCUCCUGCCCGCUUCCCCGUAGAUUGA
Messenger RNA from Lolium perenne, 504 nucleotides. Lineage: Eukaryota; Viridiplantae; Streptophyta; Magnoliopsida; Poales; Poaceae. The record is from RefSeq and is a predicted model, not a curated record.